AAUGCGUCAGGGGCCUGAUGGAACCCGGAAGUGAUGACGUGUACCGGGCAGAGCAGACAGAGAAAGAAGCGUAAGCAGUUGAUUACCUAUCGAUAAGUAAUCAAUUGCCGAACUAUCUUCGGUGGCUGCUGACAGGAGCAAGAGCCUCAGCCAUGGAGGCUCUCUACCAUCAAAGUAACAAGCAUGUCCACGAAGUUCAGUCUCAGAUGGGGCGGCUGGAGACAUGUGACAGACAGUCUGUACACCUCAUAGAGAAUGAGAUCCAAGCAAGAAUAGACCAGAUCUUUAGUAACUUGGAGCGUUUGGAGAUCUUGUCCAGCAAAGAACCUCCGAGCAAACGUCAGAAUGCCAAACUCCGUGUAGACCAGCUGAAAUAUGAUGUACAGCAUCUACAGACAGCAUUGAGGAACUUUCAGCAUCGGCGGUACACCCGGGAGCAACAGGAAAGAGACAGAGAGGAGCUGCUGACACGAAGUUACACCACCAAUGAUUCAGAGACCUCAAUACACAUUGAUGAAACCCUCCAAUUUAAUUCAUCUGUCCGUAACGCCCACCAAGGGAUAGACGACCUCCUGGGGAGUGGGACCAGUGUACUGGAAGGGCUGAGGGACCAAAGGAAGACCUUAAAGGGAACCCAGAAGAAGAUUUUGGAUGUUGCAAAUAUGCUGGGUCUGUCCAACACCGUUAUGAGACUAAUAGAGAAGAGAGCGUUUCAGGAUAAGGUCAUCAUGAUUGGUGGCAUGUUGCUGACCUGUGUCAUCAUGGUUCUGGUCUUCAAAUACCUGACAUGAGAUUGAGGACAAGCAUUCUAUUGUACAGACUGUCCCUCUGCCUCCUUCCCUGCCUCCACCGCUACUGUGAAAUCUCCAUACCAUCAUUGCAGACAGGGAAAUGAGAAAAUGUUGUUAAGGAAAGAAAACAGCCUUUUGCCAAGAGUGACAUAUGUUCUUAAAUGUAUUUAAUACCGUCUCCUAGUAAACUGCACAAUGUCUAUUAAAAUGAAUGAUGUGGUAAAGCGCAGGGAGAAAAGCUUGCUGAUAUGGAGUUUAUAUUGUAAAUGUUACUCUUGAGCAGCUGGGUUGGCAUUAGCAGAAGGCUAGGGAAGUUCUGUAGCAUGGUCUGAGCAGGGGUGCCAGAUAAUUAGGCAGUGAUAGGAUUAACAGAGAAAUGAAAAUUGCAUCUGAGGUCUGUGCCCAGAUCUGUAUGUGAGUAAGGGAGAAGUCAGCCUAGAACAUGUUUUUGCAUUUAGGGUAGAGAGUGCAGCAAAAUGUCCUUCUCUUCUCUUGUGCCCAUGUAAGAGCCUUCAGUAAUCUGCCAAAGCAUUGAAGGUCAAACGUUGGCUCUAAUGGAUGUGUCCUAAGUAAAAUAUACAUUUCCAA
Pseudophryne corroboree (corroboree frog) is the source of this 1379-nucleotide messenger RNA. RefSeq names its product golgi SNAP receptor complex member 2 (gene GOSR2). The transcript has 6 exons. Gene Ontology annotation, biological process: intra-Golgi vesicle-mediated transport; vesicle fusion. Lineage: Eukaryota; Metazoa; Chordata; Amphibia; Anura; Myobatrachidae. Gene Ontology annotation, molecular function: SNARE binding; SNAP receptor activity. The record is from RefSeq and is a predicted model, not a curated record. Bases 153 to 791 code for a protein of 212 amino acids. Gene Ontology annotation, cellular component: SNARE complex; Golgi apparatus; endoplasmic reticulum membrane.